Lasiosphaeria miniovina is the source of this 1515-nucleotide messenger RNA. RefSeq lists its product as uncharacterized. Gene Ontology annotation, molecular function: tRNA (uridine) methyltransferase activity. Gene Ontology annotation, biological process: tRNA methylation. The record is from RefSeq and is a predicted model, not a curated record. Lineage: Eukaryota; Fungi; Ascomycota; Sordariomycetes; Sordariales; Lasiosphaeriaceae. The transcript is spliced from 2 exons. Bases 1 to 1515 code for a protein of 504 amino acids.
AUGGGAUUCAAACCCCAAGAGUUGGCCCACGAUGCAGCCUCCGUAGUCGUCCAGGAUGACGCUGGCGACAAGGCAAGCUGGCGACCUCUGCUUCGCCACGAAUGCUCGUUUUCGUCGGCUGUUUUUACAGACAUCAUGAUCAAUCUGAUCAAAAACCCAAACAUCAACUCUUCGUGGCUUUUCCGCGCCGAUAUUUUCCAUGACUCGAGCGGUAACGGCAUAGGUCCAAGACCGUCCGAACUAGGGGCCCUACCUAGCAUUCCCUCAUUUUCAGGCUUUGAACGCCAACGACGCAUUGUCCGGAGGCUUAUUCCGAGAAGCACCCAGAGAGAUAGGCCGCUGGAUCAGACCUGUUUGAUAUACGCAUCGCCGCCCACGGAACCCGCGGAAGCGCAGCCUGCUGCUGGCACGCACAGGACUCUAGUAGUAUACCUGCCGCACGUGUCCUCAAAGGCCGAGAUGCCUUUCUACCACCCAACCGUACGGGGCAUAGCAUUUCUCCAUGAAUGGGCCCCAGCCGAGUCUCAGGGGCAUAUCUCGAUUUCGUACUUUUUCUUUGACGGCAGCGAUCGUACUGCCGUCAAGCUCACGAGAACUGCCUUCCACUUACUCGAGGCUGUUUAUAAACAUGGCGAGGGCAGAGUCAAUGGGUACAAGAAAAGGGUACAGCAUGACGUGAUACUGCCCCAAGCUCGAGUACAAAACACGUACACGGCCCUCAAGCAAAAGUACGCCCGUGGUCUCAUAGCAAGCUGGGCCGAGACAACUGAUCCGGGGAAGCACGUCUUUGAGGACCUCAGCAUUGCUGCCUUCCUGAUCGAGCUCUGGGCCGAUAUGUACGGCCAAGCCGCUUUCCCCGGCUUUGUCGACAUUGGAUGCGGCAACGGUCUUCUUGUUUACCUUCUAAACCAAGAGGGCUUCAAGGGUUGGGGAUUCGAUGCCCGCUCCCGAAAGUCAUGGGCGACGUACAACACGAAACUGGAAACUCCCACAGCCUCUCAAGACUCUCUGCAGCAACUUGUAUUACUACCUCCCCCGGUUAGUAGAGAAGGCCUGGCUGAAGCCUCGAGCGAUGGGUUUUCCCCAGAGCUUACGCACGACGGUCGCUUCGCUAGCGGCACCUUCAUAAUAUCCAACCACGCGGACGAGCUGACUCCUUGGACCCCAAUCCUGGCUACGAUCUCGGACUGCCCCUUUAUCAUGAUCCCUUGCUGUAGCCACGACCUCGCCGGGAAGAGGUUUCGUGCCCCGCCGCCCAAGGACAAGUCCAAAUCGGAAUCCGCCUAUUCGUCGCUCGUCUCGUGGGUUUCGAUAAUUGCAACAGACUGCGGCUGGGAAGCCGAGAAGGAGAUGCUGCGAAUCCCGAGCACACGCAACACGGCGAUUCUGGGACGCAAGCGCUCGGGCGAGCCGUCUUCCGUUGAUAUUGAAGCCAUUGUACAUCGAUACGGAGGCACAGCGGGCUUUCUCGAAACUGUCAUCAAAUUGGCGAGAAAUUCAUCGGCAGGUCACUAG